GGAAGUGCCGCCGCAGACCGACUGUCCACUCCCGACGCGACAACGACGACGACGCUGGGCCAGCCAUGGACGCCGAGCAGUUCAGAGAGUUCGCCAAAGCCACCGUCGACUACGUCGCCGACUACUUGGAGAACAUCCGGGACAGGCCUGUGUUACCUGAUGUUACACCUGGUUUCAUGAGUAAGCUGCUACCAUCUGAGGCACCAUAUGAACCAGACACAUGGCAAAAUGUCAUACAUGAUGUAGAGCAUGUCAUUAUGCCUGGAGUUACACAUUGGCAGUCUCCAAGUUUCCAUGCAUUUUAUCCAACAGCAGUUUCCUACCCUGCAAUUGUGGGAGAAAUUCUGAGUGCUGCAAUUUCUGGUGUUGGAUUUAGCUGGAUUGCAAAUCCAGCUAGCACUGAACUUGAGGUAAUAGUCAUAGACUGGCUAGGAAAAAUGUUGGGUUUGCCAUCAGAAUUUCUACCAUCAUCUGAUGGGCCAGGAGGUGGUGUCAUACAGGGUUCUGCGAGUGAGGCUACACUGAUUGGUCUGCUGGCGGCAAGAGAGACUGCAGUGCGUAAAGCUAAAGCCCUCAACCCACACUUAAAUGAAGCUGAAUUAAGAGGAAAAUUCGUUGCUUACAGCUCUAAUCAGAGUAAUUCAUCAGUGGAAAAAGCUGGCCUCUUGGCAGCUGUUCCAAUGAAGUUACUUCCAUCAGACAACAAAUGUCGAAUGCGAGGAAACACACUUUUGAAACAAAUACGUGAAGAUCGUGCUAAUGGUCUCAUCCCAAUAUAUGUUGUAGCAACCUUUGGAACAACAGGAACUUGUGCCUUUGACCCAGCUGAUGAACUUGGACCCAUAUGCAAUGAAGAAGGCAUAUGGCUUCACAUAGAUGCUGCAUAUGCAGGUGCUGCCCUAGUUUGUCCUGAGUUCAGGCAUUUAAUGUCAGGAAUUCACUAUGCAGAUUCUUUCAACUUCAACCCACAUAAAUGGAUGCUUACUAACUUUGACUGUUCUGCUAUGUGGUUGAAGGAUGCAACAGAACUUAGCAAGAGUUUCUGUGUAGAGCGCAUUUACCUUGAACACAAGAUGCAGGGGAAAAAACCUGAUUAUAGACAUUGGCAGAUUCCCCUUGGACGACGGUUCCGUGCACUGAAGUUGUGGUUUGUUCUACGCCUGUAUGGAAUUCGUGGGAUUCAGGACAUAAUCCGAAAACAUUUGCAGCUGGCCAAAUAUUUUGAAACACUUGUCAGAGCAGAUCCUCGCUUUGAGAUUCCCUGUGACCAAAGUAUGGGUGUUGUGUGUUUCCGUUUGAAGGGUCCUGAUGAACUGACCAGAGACUUAGUUGCACAGCUUACAGCACGAAGGAACAUUUACUUGAUUGCAGCAACUGUCAAUGAACAGAUUGCAGCACGAUUUGUUGUAUGUAGUACUGUGACAGAAGAGAAGGACAUUGUAAAAUCAUGGCAGGAAAUUUUGCAUGUUGCAAAUAAGAUACUGGACUCCAAUGCUGAUGAUAUGAGUGUUAAAAUUGUAGAAAAGGUUUAAAAUAUAUUUGAAACAUA
Schistocerca americana (American grasshopper) is the source of this 1549-nucleotide messenger RNA. RefSeq names its product aromatic-L-amino-acid decarboxylase-like. Gene Ontology annotation, molecular function: pyridoxal phosphate binding; aromatic-L-amino-acid decarboxylase activity. The transcript is spliced from 12 exons. Lineage: Eukaryota; Metazoa; Arthropoda; Insecta; Orthoptera; Acrididae. Bases 66 to 1532 code for a protein of 488 amino acids. Gene Ontology annotation, biological process: catecholamine metabolic process; amino acid metabolic process. The record is from RefSeq and is a predicted model, not a curated record.